AGACCUAGCUUGAUCCUUAGGCCGGGGGCACACGAGCGUCGAAGCGACGCGCGUUUCUAUGUUCUUCCUUGUCUUGCAAUCGAAAACAAUGAAGUCAGACAAGAUCGGCGUUCCUAUGUCUUUUCAAUUGCAAGGACAAGAAAAACAGUAAGAAUUGUGUAGCAUUAUUAAAAAAUACUUUUAUUGAAAAAGAAAGCAAAUUAUCCUCGCGUAGAACUUGGGACUUGUGACGGAAGAUGAGGGCGCUCGCGUCGUGGCGCGUCGCCCUUACGAUUUCCGGUAAAGCCACGUGACCUAGCUAACGGUCGCUGUUGCCCUGAAGCGUCAUGGAAAAUUCCCAUUCCCGAGCAACAACCCUCUCCCCUCCUUUAUGUACAUACCCCCUGCUCGCCCCCACCCCCACGAAAGUCCCCACUAUGGCGUUGUCAGGUACUUAUGUACAUCCCCCACUCCUUUGCGAAAUUCUCCUUCCCCCACCACUUAGUCACUGGUACCGGAUGUGCGGCAACGUCGCAACCGUUAAGUACAUAAGGAUGAGUGGAAGGGGGACGGAGGGGGAUACGAGAAAGAACUGGCAACGUGUACCACAUUCAAAUCUGGACGGAACCCGGUCGGCCUCUCGGUUCACCUCUGCACAAAACAGCAGAAAACGCGGGCUACGAGAGAAUUGCGUGCACGCUUGGAACAGGCAACCGACGAGCGUUUCGUGCGAACUGACUACGAUCUUUUGUGUAUACCGUCGUGUCUCGUUGUCAAGUACAGCAGCGAAUAGAUUACACCGUACAGAACGCAUUUCGCGGCGCCCUCGCGCGACGACCCUUUCGCUUUCCCCCGUAAGUGUGAAUUUUGCGCGCGCGCACGCAGUUUAAUGUAAAUGUCACGAGAACGUAAGGGUAGCGAGACCGCGUGGCGGGAGUGUUGUUUCGUGUGGUGGAAUUAUGUGCAUGGACAUUCAGGUUAACAAGAAGAAGAAGAUGAGUGACAAGAGUGUCGACGAAGACGUACAAAUCGUCGAAGCCCGAGUCAUCAGAGGUCUUGAUAAAGUUGUCGUCAAACAAGAACUUCCCGAUGAAGCGGAAAUCCGAGAACUGGCUGCCAAAAUGGUGGAAGCAAACAAGGCGAAAAUGGUCAGUGGGGUACCAGGAACGCCGCAACAAAGACCUCAAUGUCUCCUUCCGCAAACAAAUCUUCCUGGCGUUUUAGGAUAUUUGAAUAAACGACCGGCCGAUUCGUCGACCGGCGUAACUACGAAACCCCUUCCUGCGGAAGGUAAAGUACCACCAGACGAUGAGAGUCAAAGAGGCCGUUUCGGAUGGACAAGCUUCGACGACUGCCAUAUACCGUACAUAUUUCGCUCUGGCGAGAAGUAUUGCGCCGUACGAAUUUUAGAAUCUAAGUUGUUGAACAAGUACCUGAGUUAUUUGCACUCUGACAUCUACAGUUGCACGUGCAUAAGAAGUUACUAUAUUACGGAAGCCGAGAGCAAGUUGUUCACCGAAAUAAAUGUGAAGCAUUGCGAGAAUCAGUUCGGUAGAGACCAAUUUACGUGUAAGGACUUGGUGGUUCGACUUUCUGACGCUAAAGAGUUUUACACUUUUCUGGAUGUGUGUUACACGAAAUUAACGGCGGGCACGAAUCCUAACGUGUCGGGCGGACAUAAUAAGGCCGACAAAUGCGGGUUUAUUCGAAUAAACAAGGAAUCUGUAGUUCCUUACACAGUGAAAGACGGUCUUCAAUACGUCCCUCUGUUUUAUUUUGAGGGCGAGACCGAGAAUCUGAAAUUGAAAGCGGAGAAGCUCGAAGGUUGGGACUUGUCGUAUUUGAAGUUUUGUUGCAAAGUACAGGGUAUUCGUAAUGAACUGUUUGCAAGUGAGACAUGCUCGGUGAUUAGUUUGAAUGACAUUAAAAGUUACUUCCCACCCGGUACGGGAUUCGAAGACUAUUGGCCAACUAAGGUUAUGGACUCCCAGUUGUUAGUGACCAGCAAAGGUAGUGGUACUGGUGGUGGAUGGACAAAACAACCUCCAACACCACCGGCGACGAAACCCGUUACUGUGCAAAAUAAUGUGAAUAAAACACCACUUAAUGCGCGUGUUACUCCCAUGCAUAAUAUGUUACCACGUGGAUCAGUCCCCAAUGCAUCGCAAGUACAGCGUGGUGUCACUCAGCCAAGGCCAGUUGUGACUACGCAUCCUGCACAUUCUUCACCAACAACGCUUUCCUCUGGCAGGCCAAACAUCGUAACACAACCAAUGUUGAACACGGUGCAAAAUGUUAAUGGUUGGACAGGACUUGUCGGUGGUCAGCCCACUUUCCAAACAGCACUCGUUUCUCAGGCAAAUUCUAUUAUACGAAUGCCCUCAACUUUAAACAUGCACAGUCAAAUAUCUACGCAAUCAAAAAAUUAUUCACAACAAACUAGUAGAAGUAGAGGGGGUGGUGGCAGUGCAACAGCAGCUCAGUACCCUGGAGUAUAUCCAGUUACAACUAUGCAGACUGUUGCUCAGGCCCAACCACCCCCUCUUGUCAGAGCAACAGUCCACUCCAGUCAACCUAAUCUUGGUUAUCCAACCUAUGGGAAGGAUGACUGGGUUACAUCUACGUAUACUACACCUACUUUAGGUGUACCUAAUGCUGUCACUGCGAAUACAUACCCUCAAAUGCUUGGUUUAAGUGAACAAGUACAAGCUUUAAUGCCAUCACCUACAUCAGCAUCUACAUUGUUGCAUUCAGAAAGGCAUACGCCAUCCGUACACAACACAUCUCAUGCAAAAUAUCCACCACCAUUAAUACCAGUUAAUGGCAACAAUAAUAAUUCCAGAGAUGCGAGAGGUAGAAAGCAAUUGAUACCAAUACCAGAAACACAUACAUCAACCUGUCAAGUUCAACCUUAUCAAAUUCAGAAAGCACUUGUCGAAGACAAAAUGGUACCUUGUAUUAAUUUCAAGCCAUACAUCUAUUCUGAAUUGUUGAUGACACUUCCUGAUUUCGUCGCUCAGUAUUUUCCAGCCUAUGACAUCAAUAGUUGUAGACAAGUUCUUACAGAUGUCUUGCACAUAGACUUAUAUCAAGGAAAUAGGUUACAAAUGAAAAUGCUAAUGGAGGCAGGAAAGUGUUCAUCCUUGAAUGAAGAGCUACCUUUAAUACAAGUAAAGAGUAUAAUGAAAUACAUGCCUCAAUUGAAAUACAUGUUCAAUAGAGGAGAUAUGGUGAUUCCACCUGCACCAGCACAUUCCUCUGAGGAACAUCCUGCCAAAAAGCGUCAACGCACCAGCUAGGACUGGCUACAGCCUUACUGGCCUACCUAUGAUUAUUAUCAUUCGGCAUUCUGAAAAAGCCGAUUACUUUGACUCAUAUAUAACAAAUCAGCAUUAUAUGCUCUGAAAAAACGCAAACCACAGAUGGAAUCUAUACUGACGUCAUGUGCCAGAGAGUGCAUACAACUGAUGAUUACCUUUUAUAUACAAGGAAUCUGUGACAUACUAAAAGCUACUUCUUUCUCCAAAGUGUAUCUAUGCGACGAGAGUCUGCUUGUAAAUAAAACUGAGAUGUAUAAAACUAGCGUUGCACAGUUAGCAAUUAAAUAUGCUUUUAUAUUAAGGUUAAUAACACUUUUCUCUAAUAUUUCGUUUAGAAUUCGAACCCGACAAGAGAAAGAAAGGCAAAAACAGAAAAUAUAAUUAUCAAGACCAUUCCUCAUUUUUUUCUAUUUCAUUUCAUUUCAUUUUUCUACCUCUGCUGCAGAAUAUCUAUCUUACGUGUAGUAUUUCUUUGUAAAUAAACUGAAAGUUCUAAUCGUAAUGUGAUUCGGAGAAAGAAAGUGCUGAUAUACGAUUCGUUAAUGGACAUGAAAUGCUGUAGGUGUGUUGUUUAAAAUUCACCUACAUUGCAUACUGAACGGAUAUCAAAAAAAUUUGGCAUUUGUAUAUUUAAAGAGAUGGAAGUAAUGCUUCUUCAAGUUCCUAGCUAUUGCUAAUACGUAUCCUGAUAACUAGCUGCAAAAUAAUUUAAAAAUGUUACUAAUUCACAACAAUGGUUUAAUAUAAAUUGUGACGUGAGUUUAUCAAGACUUAUUAGGUAAAUAUUUGAAUAUUGGAAAAUUAUAUUUUCUAAAAUUCAGUUAUCAAGAACACCGUACACAGUGAUGCAUUUUAUUUUGUUCAGAUAUUGUCAGUGUUGUAAAUAUUUAAGUCAACAAAAAAAAAAUAAUAAAAAAUACAGCUUAGGAUACCAUUAGAAACCUGGCACGCAUUAACAAUCAAUGAGAUAUGUGUCGUCAGUGUCUAUGAGAGAUUUUCUACUAUUUACUAUUUUAUGGGUAUAAUCAUUCCAGAAAAUGUAUAAAUCCAACGCAAUCGAUUUUACAUUUUUUUUUCUUUUUUUUAGAAUCAAUAUAUACUUCGUUCCUCUGUAUUACGAUUAAUAAAAUAUCGUUAAUUAUUUAACAAAUUCAUGGUUGAAGAAUCAUUUGUACUGUAAUGUACUUAUAAAAUGAUAAACUGUAUUUAUUAAUUCUUUUUUUAUUAGUAAAUUUCAUAAUUGUUAAGUACUCAUCAAGAGUAACAUAUCUCAUGAAUGUUAAUUUCAAACAUCAAUAUGACAUCUUAAUUUCUGUAAAGAAAAAGGUGUAACAUUUUACAAGUUUUGCAAAUAGAAAAACGAAAGAAAUUAUUCUCGAGUCCAAACCUGACAGAUCGUGAAACAUGUAAAAAGCCGCUUGAGAUGGUCUUCCGUUUUAAUCGACAACUUCAUAUGGGUACAAAAGUUAAAAAUAUUUAUUUAAUAUAAUUUUCCAUAUUUACAAAAACAUUCACUGAAUGUUUGUUACUCUGUUUAAUGGAAAAAGUAGGGUAUGACUAAGUAAUAAAAAUGAAAUCCUUUAUGGCGUACAAGUACGCAGUUUCAACUGAUCCUGCUCCUAAAACAGAGGCUUAAAUUAGUAUUACUGACUGAUUAACUUUCACAUUCGCUAUUACUAUUACAUAAAACAAAAAUUAAGUAUGUAUAUGUGAAAAAGAUGUGUAUGUAUAUAUGUAUGGAAAUAGGUAUUUAUAGUAAUAAAUUAAUAUUGACCAUCAUGGAUUUUUCAUAUAAGAGAAAGGCUUAGGCAUCCUGUUACGGUGAAAAUGGUCUAUUUUGUUAUUUAUAAAAACUACAUUUAGUCAUAUGAUUUCAAAGAUUCUAUUGCCAUUGAAAGGACCUAACUAUUAUGGACUGGUGUCUAACUUUUCUAAUAUUAACGAAAAAAAUAACACAAGAAAUUCGUACAGGAGAAAUGUUCAAUGGAAAAGUCUGUAGAAUAAUAUGUAACGUAAUAUUUAUUGUUUACAUCUCAUAGCGCGGCAGAUUAAAAUUGUCGUAUUUUGGUAAAGGAAGUAAUAUAGACACCGGCAUGAUAAUUAUCGGUUAACAAAAACUAUUUGAAUUUCAUGUGUGUAUAACAUAUUGAUAUAAAAUAUCAGUGAAGUUGAUUUUGUUGAUACGUUAUUUUUAUAUUGCAUUGUAUACGCGUUGUUAUAAAUAAGUAAAUGCAAUUUUUGAAUGUAUGAAUAAUAACACAAAAGGCAUAAACAAAAAAUUACGAAAUAUACAUUUUAUGGAGGGCGCGCGAAUAUGAAUUUAUGAAGUAUGAAGAAUUUCUUGAAUUAUUUUAAUAGCAAUUCCAGUACAUACAAUACUGUACAUUAUUGAUUGCUUCGUGUUAUAACAAGGGGCUAGUAGAAUAAUGUAUUACACGUACUGCGUUUCGAAAUAAAAAAAGAAAGAGAAACGGAGGUUUGUGGGCCCAGUCCAAAAAUUAGAACUUAAUUAUUUUUAGUAUAUUAGAUUAGAGCAUUUAUUUGUUAACACAUGUUAAAAUAAUGCGUGUAUUAUACUUUAUCACAUUAUCAUCUGUACAUAUA
This is a messenger RNA of Colletes gigas, 5903 nucleotides long. RefSeq lists its product as uncharacterized. Lineage: Eukaryota; Metazoa; Arthropoda; Insecta; Hymenoptera; Colletidae. The transcript has 9 exons. The coding region runs from base 939 to 3278 and encodes 779 amino acids. The record is from RefSeq and is a predicted model, not a curated record.